GCAAAGACGGAAUGAUUUUCCCCCACCGGGAAAUCGAGCGUGGUUUACGGCGGAUCUGAAGGAAGAAAUCUUUAAGCUCCGCUGGGAGAUGGACAAAGUUUUCAAGACACUGGAGCAACUCACACGAAAAACAAGUGAAAAGCAACCAGCUCCUCUGAAUAAGGAAGACACUGCAAAGAAGCCUGAGCUAACUCCGGACGCGCUCAAGUCCAUCAUUGAUGAAGCACUUAAGCCGACAGAGAUGAACCAAGGGGAACAGAAUCAAGCUGGUCCAAGCGCAACCGGUGAGAAGAAUGCAGAGCCGGAAGAUAAAGUAGAAAGGAUGGUAUCAGAAGUGCAGAAGGAGGUCAACAACCUGAAGUUACUAAAGAAUGAUCUGGUGGUUGUGAAGGGCUCGUUGCAGAAGAUCAAUGAACCGACUCGUACCUGCACUCCGAUCGUGUCGUCUUCAGUUCAUCCGAACGGAUAUGUGGGGACAAUGGCUGAACUACCAACUUCAUUACAUGGUAACCAUAACAUUCCGAGCCGAAACAUGCCAAGCAGAAGCCAACCGAACAAAAGCAGAUUGAGACGCGUAAUCCCUCCACACCCCAAGAGAGGACGAACGAAGAUUAAUCGCAACGUGUCGGCCGCGAAGUCGAAGGCAAAACGAAACAUUAAUUUCGGGGUCGAACUGAUGACAGACAUGCAGCUCCUUCGUCUUCACUACACGUACCUGAAGGUCCUAUGCAAGAUGCAUGACAUCAGGUACAAGGACAAGCCGCAAGCGAUCUCGGCAUUGAGGCAAGUUCCUGGAUUGAUCGCCUACAAGGGGCGGGACUUCAACCGGAAUUCUGAUCUUGUAACACAGAUCAUGUCAGAUCCAGAUAAUAUCAGAGUGUCCAAUACAACUGGCGGCGACACAAGUGAGGAUGAUUACGAGAGCCUUAGUACAAGAUCAAGCGGGAGUAAUGAGUAUGAUUCAUCCGACACAUCUUCUAGCGCCGAAGAUCUGUCGGGAAGGUAGAAGACACCUCAGCAUCAUGCGACCUAAGCACGACACAAAAGUGGGAGCAGAUACACAGGCUAUCAACGAAAAUUGAGCAACUAGUUAGUACCGAGAGUUUCACCUUGGUGUAGACAUAUGUACGUGGGAAGGACAGAAAGACAGCCCGACAAGAGAUGGACUGAACACAUAAACUUGGCCAAGAAUCCAAAUAGAGGAGCACAGCGGAAACUAUAUACUUGGCUGCACAAAUUUGGUUGGGAAAAAUAUGUUUUGAUACUCAUUUGGACGGGAGUGAGAUCAAAGGUGAUAGGGAUGGAAGCAACACUGAUUAGGAGACUGAAUCCAUUCUUGAAUACAAGGGGAAAAGGCAGAAAGACUCGGAAAAACCGAAGACGAAAAAGGAGAAAGAGGAAGAAUAAUGAAAAUAAUGAGGUGAAUCAGAAUAUACCUGUUUUGUUUAAAUCGGUUCGAUCGGGUUACACUACGAAGUUAACAUCAAUACUUCAACCGAAAGCAAUGAUUAACUGCACAACUGGAAAACUAUGAAAUGAAAAAUGAAAAGUAAUUAAACGA
This is a messenger RNA of Chara braunii, 1561 nucleotides long. NCBI's taxonomy places the organism in Eukaryota, Viridiplantae, Streptophyta, Charophyceae, Charales, Characeae. The record is from the annotation of a GenBank genome assembly.